AUGCAAGCAAGACAAGGCCUAUCGCCAAGCAGUAUGUGGGGUUCUAGGGCUUCGUCUCAAUCACGAGACGAUGAGGAGCACCUUGGGAGGGUGACGAGUUCAGAAGUCCGUGGCCUCAUCGAUGACGACAACGCCCAAAUGAUCCAGCGCAAGACGAUCCGGCUUCCUGUUGCGGCCCAGCUCAUUCUCGAAGUCGCCAUAACAGCCACCCCACAUGACUACUCUGAGCUUCUCAGCUAUGGAUAUACGGCAGUCAUCGAUGCGGCGUAUGACGAUUCCAACAGAUCCAAUCACCCCUUCUUCAACGCCCCCAACAGAUCCUUGGAGUCAUUGGCUACAUGGAGAUCCAUCGGGGCAUUGAUCCUGGCAGAUAUGCCAUUCGAGAUGUUGCAGUCCAUCCUUGACGGCAGCCUGCCCCGAAGAUUGCUAGGGAAUGACGACGCUGACGCCGGGUUGCGAUACCACUAUGACGACAGUAGCCUCGAGGCCUACUACGUAGCCAUGGCCACGAAGGCUGAACUGCCUGAUGUGUCAUCCUGGGUCUUACGCUCCAAGAGCACGCCUUGUCCAUGUUUUUACGUUCGGUACAUCACCAAUGCGUCGGGCGAGUCUCUCACGCCUAGACAACUGAAGCAGGUGAUACGCUGCAUGAGAGACUAUGUGUCAGGCGACCCAAAACACAUUGACCUCUGCGUGUUGGUAGACAAUGUAUCUAGGGGUACUCGCUCCAGUAGGAACGACAUAGCCGUAGGCGCUCACCACUUUCUACAAGGCAGUGCUGUUCGCAUUGGCAGAGUCAUAGCAUUUUGCAACGCCCUCGACAAUCUGCUCGAUCAAAACAAGUCCGACCACCCGCAAGCGCAAGACUUGCCGUUCAAGCACUUGUUCAAGUACGUUGGCUACACCGAGAACGAAGCGGAUCGGACCAAGAGACACAACACAGGCGAUACGAACUUCCUUCAGGCUUUCUUCACGAACAUUUGUCGCAUACAGUUCAAGGGCGAGGACGGUGUACCGUUGUAUAAUUGGCGCACGUACAUUGUCGCCUUUCCUAUCAGUGUCGAGGAAAGCAAACUUGGGGAAGAGCUCUUCUGCCAGAUGACACAGAGCUAUUACCACACGGGUAUAGGAUUCAACAUAGCUCCAGCAGGUAUCAGCGUCGAAUCGGCCGUGCAGAUGCCGCAAGCCGAAUGGCAACAGAAGAGCAAGGUUCGCAACAGCCACUUCCGGUAUCAAAAGCAGCUCAAGGAGGAAGUCGACGUCAACUUGAAACGCUACAUGGAUAACACGAAUAACAAGUCCAAGAGCAAGGUGGAUCACGCCGAGCAGCAACGAACGACCCUUAUCCAUCAACGCGGACAGCUCCAUGAGGAGAAUAUCGCUCUAGAAGCCGAAGCAAUACCGAUAAGGGAGAUGGAUGCCUCAAUGCAUUCUUUACGCGAGGAGCAGAAGAAGCUGGAAGAAGCCUGCCCCGAGGACAUGCCAGAGUUGAAGAAGCUACUGGUUCGGACCCACAACGAGAUAAAAGGGUUUAUCAGGGAAUACGCGGCGGGUCUCUACACUGACACUGUACGCGAGACCCAACUGUCCCCAUUGAGUGGAUCAUCCGAGUCUGGAUGA
Molecule: messenger RNA, 1620 nt
Organism: Alternaria infectoria
Lineage: Eukaryota; Fungi; Ascomycota; Dothideomycetes; Pleosporales; Pleosporaceae
Exons: 1
Coding region: 1-1620 (539 amino acids)
Source: RefSeq, a predicted model, not a curated record